AUGUUCUCCAAGAAUGAAAGCCGGCCAUUCCUCAGCGAUGAUCCGUCAGCAGACGAAGCAAACGCGCGCUUUCAUCAGCCGCACCAAACCCGCUCCAAAAUCAUCUCACACUCUAUUGUCUGCUUCGUCACAUCCCUCUUCUGGAUCUUGGUCAUUCUUCUUACGCUCACCGACUCAGACGCACACUACACCUCCAUUGACGAUAAGUCACCCAUAGAGCAAGGCCACGUCCAUCGCCACAACAUCACGUCCAAUGCCAGACUCAUAAGCUGCGGAAACUCAACGCAAGAGGCCAGAGAGGCAGGCUGCAAGUACGAUAUCCUGCUGAAUAACUGGGUGCCUGAGCAGUGCCUUGACCAAGAGUUCAUUGACGAGUACCGCGAUGACCAGAGCUGGGCCGGGUUCUCCGACAAGGAAAUGACGAAGCCGAUCUCCGUCGAUGACAUGGGCGAGGUGGACUUUUACUAUACUUCUCGGCGAGACCACGUAAACCACUGCGCCAUGAUGUGGAAGAAGCAGUUCUACGUACUAUUUGAUGAAAGCAAGGCGUUCGACACGGUGGUUGCGAGCCCAGGACACACUGACCACUGUGCCCAAUUCCUGAUGGAUGCGCCUGAGGAUGACUGGAAAGGACCCACGAGGACAGAGAUGGGCUUUGCUGGAUGUUGGAUUCGGGAGUAG
Messenger RNA from Verticillium alfalfae VaMs.102, 681 nucleotides. RefSeq lists its product as hypothetical. The record is from RefSeq and is a predicted model, not a curated record. Bases 1 to 681 code for a protein of 226 amino acids. The transcript has a single exon. NCBI's taxonomy places the organism in Eukaryota, Fungi, Ascomycota, Sordariomycetes, Glomerellales, Plectosphaerellaceae.